This is a messenger RNA of Lytechinus pictus (painted urchin), 8339 nucleotides long. RefSeq lists its product as uncharacterized. Bases 197 to 2068 code for a protein of 623 amino acids. The transcript is spliced from 7 exons. Lineage: Eukaryota; Metazoa; Echinodermata; Echinoidea; Temnopleuroida; Toxopneustidae. Gene Ontology annotation, biological process: hormone-mediated signaling pathway; cell differentiation; negative regulation of transcription by RNA polymerase II. The record is from RefSeq and is a predicted model, not a curated record. Gene Ontology annotation, molecular function: RNA polymerase II cis-regulatory region sequence-specific DNA binding; nuclear receptor activity.
GGUGAACUUCCCCUUUAAACAAGAAAGGUUAGCCAGUGGUCAAAUCUUACAAGCCAGUCAGCCAGACCAGGGUUUCUUCCGCAGAACUGUACAACACAAUCUUACCUACAGACCUUGCCCUAAUGGAGGAAAAUGUGUGAUUCAACGUAAGAAUAGAAACCAAUGUCAGUCUUGUAGACUAAGGAAGUGCAUUCUCAUGGGCAUGUCCAAAAAUGCUGUUCGUUUUGGAAGGAUGUCUAAACGAGAAAAGAUGAAACUGACUCAGGUGAUGAAGGAGAUUGCAAACAAGAGUGAUGAUAUUCCUAUCAGGGAUGAAAAACCUCUUGACCUGAGCCGACCUCCAAGUCAAGAAGCUAUGGUUGCUAGUGACGAUGGGCCCCUAGCAAGCAAUGAUUCUCAACAGUGUGCAAUAUCAGACAUUAAAGGCAGCUUGGAGGAUAUGAAAGAUGUGGGGAGGGAGUCCAGUAAUAGUAAUGACAGAGUACAGUGUAAACCUGACUGGUCAUCUUCAAAGACUGAUGGAGCUGAACUGAAACACAAUGGUAGAUGGGGUGAGUGCAAUGGGAGAAAUGGCUCUAGUGUUGGGAAGGCUGUUCAAGACAUUCACAUUGAUGAGAAAAAGACAAGCAUUCAGGACUUGCUUCUUACCCAGUAUUGUAGUAGUCAAAUGAAUGGUUAUAUUCCAAACAAUGGACUAAAUGGCUUGCAGAGUGGUGUCCAACGAAGCAUCAAGGUUGAGAGAGACAUUCAGAAUGAUUGCCAUGGUUACUCAGGACACCACCCUCAUCUUAAUGAAAGAAUAUCAUCAGUUAUCAAGAAGGAAGAUCAAACUCCUACUUAUCAUGACUUUGAUAAAGGCAUCCAUCAUCACAUGGCUUCAGACAAGAAACAAUAUCUCCUACCCCGACGCAAACAGAUUGCACGCUUACAUCAUGAUGAAGAAGUCAGAAGGAACCAUCAGAAUUUCAGCAACAGUUACCACGGCAAUCCAUAUUCCAAUCAUCACUUUCAUCAAAUGCCUGAGAAGUUACAGAAUAUGAGUCUCGGGAGUAUCAAAUCCCCACCCAUGAAUGGACUGUAUGAGAAUGGUGUUCAACACAGCUUUGAAACCAGGUUAAACAGCACCAAGUCACACUUAGAACUGAAGAAUGGUUACAAUCAUUCAAAGUUACAACACUCACUAGUCAAUCCACACCAGAAUGGAAGGAUACCCAACGGCUGCACUCCAGAUAACACAAGACUGUCCUACCACCCUGAGACCAAUCACAGAAAUAGAUUAAGAGCUCCUAGAGUACUUGGUGGAGGUCAUAAUCCUCAUAUGCUUCAUGUCCUUCAAGGAAUGGGUCUGGUGGAUUCCUUGAGCAAGGCAUAUUGUACAGAGAUUGAUGCUCAGUUCUCAAGUCUAGAGGAAAUACUUAGAGUGGCAAUCAAGAAGCACCUACGAAGUGAACAACACACUGCAGCUGAUAACAAAGAGACUAUUGGUUCCAACGGUGUAUGCGGUAUACCCAUGGAGGUAACGGUUGGAGAUAAAGAAGAGGCUUUCUGUGAUCGAUUUGCUCCUAUCAUUAGUCGUAUCGUCAGCUUUGCAAAAGCUAUAGAAGGCUUUGAAGAGAUCCCACAUGAAGACCAGCUAACAUUAUUAAAAGCCGGCUGUUUUGAAGUGCUUCUCCUACAACUCAGUCAAAUCCUUGACCCAGAGAGUGAGGCCAUCGUGUUCUCUAAUGGAGAGAAGUUUCACAGAGGUCUCCUCCAAAAAUCAGAUGUUGGUGAUCUAGUUGUUGCAUUGUCCAAGAUUGCUUCACAACUAAAUCAACUAAACUUAUCUUUACCAGAGAGGGCGCUAUUACAAGCAUCUGUAUUAGUAGCAUCAGAUCGGAAGGGUAUCCAGAAUGUUGAUGAGGUACGUAGCCUCCAGACACAUCUUCUAGGUGUCCUAGAGAAGUUCCUCUAUGCUACACAUGCUCCUGAUGCACUUGUCUUUCACAAGUGUCUUCAAGUAGUCCUGGACCUAAGGGUUCUCAACCACAAGUACUCAGAAAAGCUCCUGGCCCAUCAAAAGGAUUAGCCUACUCCGUUUCCUAGCCUACCAGGCAGACUAAAUGUACAUGUUCCAAAGUUACCAAAUAGAUUGAGGUAGUUCUUAGUUUGGUCCUCCAGAUACAACAUACUGGGAUCCUGGUCCUUGACCUAUAAGAUGAACCUGUUCUUGUUCCCGAUUAUAUUGUAGAUUAGACCGACGUUGCUAUCGGCCAAUUUGUAUUGAUGAUGAUAUGUACUUUAAUCAAGAACCUUGUGAACUUAUUUUCAUCACAGUGGAACCUAUAUUCACCUUGUUUUAUGAUAUCUCUUGGACCAAUAUUCAUGAAACCUUAAGAAGCUUAGAUGUCACCUAAAUGUGUUGGGGCCGAUUUAUAAUGGUUUCAUGAAUAUAGACCAGGAAAUGUAUUGAAUUUUUAUUCAAUAUCCAUCAAAAUGAUGGAUUGUGAUGAACUGUGUCCCCAUCAGUAAACCAUGUCAGGCAAGGUUUUCAGACUAUUUGCAGAUGCUUUUCUAUUGGAACACAUCCGGAGAACUCUAUUCACGUAUCAAAAUUACAUAAAUAUUCUGACCAGGGUGGUGUUUCAUAAAGCUGUUCGUAAAGUUACGCACAACUUUACGUAUGACUGAAACCUGUUCUUUGGUGCUAAUUCAGUUACAUAGGGAUACCAUUUAGCACAAGAAAUGUUCACCAGUCGUGCGUAAAGUCAUUCGUAACUUACAGACAGCUUUAUGAAAUGGGCCCCUGGAAUAGAAAAAAAUGUUGUACUUAAGCUAUGUAAACCUAUUCCUCCAAACUUGCCAAUAAAAUAUCUUUCCAUAUGUGACAGGUGAUAGUUUUAUCCCCAAUGUAUCACAUAACAUCAGGCUAACAAUUAUGGCCAUAUCUAGGUGGUGUUGAUAUGAAUUUAUCAUAUUAUCUUGCCCACCUAAUUUGUUACCAGUUUGUUAUAGAUAUAAAUUUCUCAAACUCAUGUCUUGUAUACAACUCUAUUAUUGAAUUUACAUAAAAUUACCUUUUGCCAGCUGAGUAGGCUUAUACGUUCAAAGUCUUUCAUGCCAUCAUUUUAUUAGAUGAAUGCAGACUAUAUGAGGCAACUUGAUGUAUAUGUGAAUCCAUGUUAUAGAAAGUUUGUUUUUAAAGAUCCGUAAGAUAGUAUAAUGUUUUAUUUUAAUGUUUAAUCCCUUUUUCUAAAAUUUGCCAUUUUAUUUUUUAUUUCUGCCAAAUUGCAGUAUUUGCUACCGGAGUGUGGAAUGCUUUAAGAUAGUUGCCAUACCAAAGAUAAUAUUUGCCUUUUGUGCUUAAUAGUUGCAAUGAGUGUUCACUCAUUUUUAUCCCAAAUACAGUGAUUUUAUAGAUCAUGAUAACCAUAGGUGAAUCUGUGUAGUAUCAGUCUGUAAAUGCAUUGUAAUACAAAUGCAGUAAAAGUGCAUUAUAUCUUGUACAUUUUGUUGUUGAACGCCGUAAGGAAUUUUUAUUAUUAUUUUUUUGCAAAAUGCUUUCCUAACUUAAGCUGCUUUAAACAUUUAUGCUGCAUGUUUAUAUGUGCUGCUCAAAUAUAUGACUGCUGUCAGUCGGCAUUGUUACAUCUGUCAACCAUGGUAACUUCCCUAUCAGCUGUCAUUGUGUUGAUAAAUCUUGGUAUGCUGCCCAUUAAGUAUAGCUCCCUCUAGAAUUGGAAAAUAAAUAAUUGAAAAUGAUGAGUGCAAACACUAACUCUGUAUCCCAUAGAGUUCAGUGGAUGAAAGGCUAGGGAUACUUGGGUUAUUGAAAAAAAAAAAAUUCUAGUCACAUUUGAUUUGAUUACGGUCAUUUCUGAUGAGAGUAUGUAUGUAUGAAUUGACAUAGUAGACCCAGCCAGCUGACCCAAAAUCUAGUCAUUUUUACUAUUUCUUUUUAAAGAGUGUUCUGUUCACAUUUAUGAUUAAAAUUACCAUAUAGCUGGACAAACGAAGAGAGCUAUGUUAAUUUUUCUAAGCUUAUGGUUUUAUUCAAUUUCAUUUUAUGGUAAUUUGCUUUGCUUGUUUUCUCUUCAUUUUUUCUCUGUCUCGCUAUCUCUUUCUCAUUCUCUUUUACUCUUCCUCCCUUCCCUCUUCCCUUUCCCUCAUAUAUGAGUAGUUUAUUUGCAAUAAGAUUGAAAAACAGGGUAUCUAAAUGUUACAUAAAUUUAAUAUUUUUAUUUAGGUAUUACCUAUUUUGAUAAAGGUUUCAUCAUUUCCAUGUAGAGUUGAAACCAAAUAUUUUCUCUUUUUUCUAAGUCAUGAAGAUCUUUACUGAGAACAGACUUCCAGAAAGUCAUUAAAUGAAGCACAUAGUGAAUGGUACUAAAAAGGCAAACAAAUCCUGCUUAAAAUCGAAGUUAUUUAUUAACCAAUGUUAUGAUGCAAAAAAUUGACUAUUCAGAUGUUACCCAUUUAUAUGAACUGGGUUGUAUUGGUACAAGAUGUUUUCAUGUGGAAUUAAUGUGGAAAGCUAUCCAUAGUGGUGUUUUCAGUAAUCUCCUGUAUUGUAAAUUAUGUUUAUAAUGAUUUUUUCUUCAAAUAAUUGCAGAAGGAAAUGGUUUCUUCCACUAGUAUAUGUAAUUCAUAAAAUGAUGAGUAAUUAAUUUACUUUCUGUAUUUCUGUUUUCUGUUUUUGUACAUGGUACAAUGGGAAGUAGAGUUGUUUAUGUAUGCACAUGGCUUUUGAAAGUGUGUUUUUAUUUAAUGUUUACUAUUUUGUAGAGAAAUACAUACAAUUGUGAAAAAUGAUCAGGAUAAAAUUCAAAGUAUCUUGCUACCAUUUAAUGGAAGAGAAUUUUCAUUUUCAUUUGUUUCCUAUCAUAUGUUUAGUUCAAUUUGUAUAAAAUGUUUUGAGGAUAUAAGCUUACCACUAGAUUUCAAAUAUGUGUCUCUUCUGCCUGUUACCCAUGAGGUGGAUGAACAUUAAUGAUACCUACAUGAUUUAGGCAAGUGAGUUUUUUUUCACUUCUUGCCUUAUCUGCUUACCCAUGUCAUGUGACAUGUCAUAAUGUGACAUACCAUGUGACAUGUCAUGUGAUAUGUCAUUUGACCUUUCAUGUGACAUGUUUCAAAGUAGUGUCCUGGAACCAAAUGAAAAAAUAAAGCUGACUACCUAUCAUUCUAUUGUACUGUUCUUGUAGUUGACUGUGUAAUUUUAUUUGAAAUAUACAAAUAUGGAUUAGUUGAGAGCAAAGAAAUUUAGAAACCAAAGCUACAACAUAAAAACUUGUUAUUAAAGCUGUGAACCAAACAAAAUAUUGUUACGCCUAAUUAGACAUAUUAUUUAUAAUGUCUAAAUAUUUGGGUGUUACUUGUGAUAGCUUAUACUUUUCCUUUUUAUACCAUUUACCUGGAAACGAUGAAUUCAAAGGGUUUAAACAUAAUUAUGUGAACCAUUACUGUCACUGAUAUCAGCAUAUGUAAAUAAAACCAAAUUUAUAUAGGAGUGUCCAUCUUUUAGUUCAUCUAUGAAAAAAAAUAUGCCUUCAUAGUAUAGAUAUGUAGAUAUGGACAAUGCAGCUACAUUCCAAAAAGCGUUUCUGGGCCAUUGCUAGUAGCUACAAUAGUUGAAAACACGAGACAUAGUUGUAUAUCUAUGUCGUUAUAACACAUGGCAAUAAAGAAGAGAGAAGAAGAAGGGGAAAAAGAGAUAUUAAGAUUAAAUGUUGUAUAUUGUAUAACUUUUAAGUGGUGAAUAAAUGAAGGGAAAAAAACUACUUCUAUACAUAACUGUAUAUUUUUAUAUUAUUUAUGUCUCAAUCACUGAUUGUAAAUUCUCUUUAUGGUUGCAGUGGUAUUCUUUCUUUAAUGUAUAUUUCCAACAAAGUUGUUUUAUUGUGUAGUUGGCGAUAGUCUUACGUAUUUCUAAGGAUCCUGUAAAUGUUAUGUACUUUUAGCUUAGACAUCAGGGAAUUUCAAUGUAGCUCAUGAUGGUGAUGGUGAUGGUCUACAUCAGAAAUGGUUGCAAUUAUUUAUUUUAAGAUAUUUUUGUAUAGCUUAGAAAAUUUCAUGUGUGAUUAUGAUUUAGUAUGUAUUUAUCAUAGUCUUAAUAGCCAGAAUAUUGUAAUGUGUACAUAAAUUCAAAGAUGAAGAAAAUUAAUUAUGAGACAGCACUUACAUCACCCACAAAUUGUUAUAUUAUCUUAUUAUUUUUUAUGAUUAAUUCAUAAUUAUGUGUGAGUCCUUUUGUGUGAUAUGUGCAGCUUUUAUUAUUUUUAGAUAAAAAUGUAUACAACACAAUGAUUUAUUGAUCAGGAUUCCACUAUGCAAAGUGCUGCAUAUAAUUCCCCUCAAUAAUGGUAAUAAUCAUAUUCCUUUUAAAAAACACUGCCAAAUUCCUUUUCUGCUUUGAACUAAAACGUUUAAGAGUUUGUGUGAUAUGGCUUCCCAUUUCACAGUAAUUUUUUAAGUGUAAUAUGUUUCUUAAUGCAGUAUGACAUGUUAUAUGAAUAUUUUUAUCCUAUGGAAACUAUGCUGUGAAGAGUAGUAGAUUGAUAUCUUAUAAAGUGCUGCAUUUCACUAGGUUUUCUGUCGGUUGUUCCUCUUAUUUCUUAAAAAAUAUAUUUUCCUCAUAAUCUCAUUGCUGCAUGAAUUGUUCACUUUCAGCUUCAUAUCAGACUUAUACACCAACAAUUGUUUGUCUGCUGUGAUGAAUUAGAUGUCCUUUCUAUGAAACAAUGUAUUUAUCGAUAAGCCUAAAAGACAUUCUUCUAACUUCUCAAGAUUUUAAAAAUUAUUUUUUUUAGAUCACCUUUCGUUCUCAUAUUUAUUUUGUGUGGACCUUUUCCCUCUCUUUUGGUUUGAAGAUAUCACAUUUUCUGAUGGUGCAUAGACUUUUCAGUAGAAUGUUCAAUAUUUGAUUUGUUUCCCGUAAUUUCAUUUAUAUCAUACCAUAUUUUUGGUGAUGGUACUUCAUCUGACCCUGAUUCCAUCCUUCCCUAAUGAGGCAUGGUUACAGUGAACAUUUUAUGAGACAUAUUUUGUUCAAUAAAUUAAAGGUUCAAUGCUGUAACUCAUGCUCUCAAUUAAUCAAUCAUGAUUUUAUCUGCCUACUCCUGUAACUUGUACCUUCUUAUAAUAUGAAAUAAAUAGAAAAAAUGAAAGGUUAUGAAAUGAUUAAAGGGGAAUCCAGCCUUGGCCAUAAAAUGUUGUGUUGGGAAGGAGAAAAAUAAAUUAAACAGAAAGGUGAAAGUUUGAAAGAAAUCGGACAAGCAAUAAGAAAGUUAUAGCUGCUUUAAAAUUGAGAUCACUAAUACUAUGUAGAUUUCAAAUUGGCAACUGGGUAAGUAAAUUAUGACAAGGGGCAAGGACAACUUUCCCAUAGGCCAUGUACUUUAUUAUCAGGGAUUUGUGGUUUUCUCCCAAGUACCCAUUCCCCUGGGGCAGUAAUCUAAAUAUAACCCAGGUAGUAUAUUGUUUUAUGUCCUCAUGAAAGAAAAAUAUAAUUUGAAAUAAAACUUUUGGGAAAAAUGAAAUUUUAGCUGUAAUAUGUAUUGAAAUACAUGGAAGAGUAGUCCUUGCCUUACAUCAUUGUGACAUCCCAUAUGCGGCCAAUUUGAAGUCUCCAUGGGUAUAGUGAUUACUAAUAUUUACAACUUUUAAAAAUUCAUAACUUUCUUGUCUUUUGUCCAAUAUUGUUCAAACAUUCACCUAUCAACUUGUCUGAUUUUUCUUUUCCUUAUGAAAACAAGUUUUCAUUUGGGUUGGAUUCCCCAUUAAAGAUAGAAUCAUAAUUUUUCAGGAAGUAUUUGACAUAGCAUGAAUUUAAUUCAUUCUCAAUUCCUUAUUAGAGAAUUUUAUUCAGUUCUUGUCAUCUUUGCUUCAUUCUAGGAUUACCAGAGGAACAUGUGGUCUUUGUGAUGUAAUUUAUUUGUAGCCUCCUCCUUAUUUGAUUUCUUGCUAUCAUUGUUUUUGCAUACCCACAUCAAUUUACCCCUCCUUAUACACCCCUUUUGAUUGGAGAACAUUUGUUUUUGUUUUUUAUUUGUGCAUCAUAAAAAUAUUUGUAUAUUUAUUUCAUCAAAAUUUCCCUCCUGUAUUAUAUUUAUAUUAUACCUUCAUUCAUUCAAUUGAACAUUUCUUUGCCAUAAGUAUUUAAGUUUAGGAAGAGAUUUUGUCAUAAAAGUUGAGAAUCACUAUUGCUGUGUAUAUAAUUAAGAUUUGUAUCUAGCUUUGAUUUUUGCUCAGUUUUUGAGCAAGGCAACCAAAGUGUAAUGUUAUAGAAAUCACUUUUUUUCUUCAUGUAGAAUGUAUUUACAAUGGCAAUAUACCAAUAAAGUACUUUGCAACAAGAUUGA